Molecule: messenger RNA, 782 nt
Organism: Triticum dicoccoides
Lineage: Eukaryota; Viridiplantae; Streptophyta; Magnoliopsida; Poales; Poaceae
Exons: 2
Coding region: 171-575 (134 amino acids)
Source: RefSeq, a predicted model, not a curated record
GGCUUGCUCGUCCAACACCGCGCGCCAGAGGGCGCUGCCUGGCGUCGCUGCGUCCUCGGCCGCUGCGUCGACGUUGCUGUAGUGUCGUGGGCUGGUCGUGCUACCGGUGCCGCCGCGGUGGAGAUCGCCGUUCUAGGCGCCGGCCAUUGGUUACCCCGAGGACACGCCGCAUGUACUGGAGGGUAUGCCGCGCCGUGGUCGUGCUCCGCCUGAGGGAGGAGCGCCGCGUCGAAUGCUGCAUCCUAGAGGUGGAGGACGCCGUCGUCGCCAAACGCCGAGAAGCAUGUCCAUUGAUUACUGCUGUGGACGGGAAUAUGGCUAAUCGAAUCGGCGGCAUUCUUCUCUUCUCCUGUGGCCAUUUCUCAGCGGAGAGCAAAAGUGCUGAUAACGUAUGGCGCAUCAGUCAGUUGGGAAAGAGCCGAGCCGGGCGACACGUAUGGCGCACGGCGCACGGCCGUAUUCAAUCAUCUGGCAGUUGUGGAGGCCCCUGCACAGCACGCCAUCGUAUCCGUUCGUCCCCGGUUCCCGCCUGUGCAAACACGGAACCAUCUUUAUCUACAUUGUUUCUUUAUUAAUUUUUUCUACAAUUAUGUUAAGCAGAGACAAAAUAUUGCCACGUCACGCCCGCGCUCUUCCACCGAGAGGUGAUCGAAGUCGACGGAUGCGACGGCGCUGUUAGAGAGAAUCGAGAGAGAGGAGCGAAUGGAAAACAGAUAUAUGAAUGAACAGUUAUUCUAUUGAUUGAAGAUUGGGGUAUUUAUACCCAGUUUACAAGGCGGUUA